CGAGGCCGAGGACGAGGCCACCCACGUGCCCUUGUCCGAGUGCCUGGCCGCGGCGCUGGAGGCGAGGGGUCCGGGCUUGAUCUGCCCUGAGCCGUGUACCCCUUGCCCGGCCUGCGAGGCAGGCGAGGCGAGCUGGACGCUCCAGCUGGGCAUCGGGCUGCUGGCCUACCUGCUGCUGGAGGCGCUGAAGGCGGUGGUGGGCUUGGCUUCGAGCGCGGCGCGGGCUGUCCUGCCGGCGGCGCGUGCGGGGCCUGCUGCCCUCAGCGAGCCGACGCUGGACCAGGGCGUGGCGCCGGACCUCGACAAGCUCGCGGCCGAGCAGGCCAAGGCCAGCCGGGGCCGCAGCCGCUACAUCCUGACGCCGGACUUCGACGACUACGACGAGCCGAACGCGCCGGGGCCUGACGUGGCGGCGGUGGUCCGCCUGGCCGGGCAGGGUGCCAACCCUCCAGGCCUUGCGGGCGGUCACGUGUACCGCUUCCGGCGGCUCCCGACAGCUGCGGAGGCCUGGGGCGCGGUGGGGCGAGCAGUGGCAGCCGGCUUCCCGCCGCCGCCCCCGGGAGCGUUGAUGCUGGACCUCGCGGCCGGCAAUAUCCUCGGGGUGGCGGCCGGACAGCACGCGCUGGCCAACCCGGCUGCGGCAGCGGCGCCGGCCCCAGCGGCUGCUGGCGCGCUGGUCGCUGCGCCGGCCGCUGCCGCGCCCGCCGCCGCCGGCGCGGCAGGAGGCGGUCUCGCCGGCCUCGUGGCUGCCCUCGGCGGCCCCGCAGGCGGGCCUGGGGCGGCGGCGGCUGCUGGCGCGCCGGCCGCUGCGGGAGCACUGGCCGCUCCUGCUGUGGAUCCGGGCGCGGCGGCGCCAGCCGCAGACGCGGCGCCUGCCGCCGCUGGAGGUGCUGCCCCAGCCGCGCCGGCGGCGCCUGCCGUGGUCGGCGUCGGGCCCGCCGCCGCCAACGCGCCUGAUCUGCGCGUGCUGGCCGCCACCCAUGAUGGGCGUGGCCAGCGGUUCUUGGACUUCCGCGAGGGCCUGCUGGCGCAGUCGGAGCACGCGUGGGCCGACUUCCCUGUCAGAGGACCGCGGACCACGCACUGGGUGCUGCAGUACAUCCAGCGGCACGGCGGUACGCCGCUCGCGCGGCAUUCGCGCUGGAGGAGCGAGAACGGGCUCGAUCCAGAUGACGCUGGGGUCGAGGUUCACUUGCUGUGCAGUCGCCUCUUGGAGACCAUGAUCUCGUACGAUCAGCUAAAUGCCUGUGACUUGGCUUGUGCCGAGCUGAUC
Messenger RNA from Prorocentrum cordatum, 1273 nucleotides. The record is from the annotation of a GenBank genome assembly. Lineage: Eukaryota; Dinophyceae; Prorocentrales; Prorocentraceae.